Messenger RNA from Rhodamnia argentea, 2621 nucleotides. RefSeq names its product putative receptor protein kinase ZmPK1. NCBI's taxonomy places the organism in Eukaryota, Viridiplantae, Streptophyta, Magnoliopsida, Myrtales, Myrtaceae. The coding region runs from base 38 to 2452 and encodes 804 amino acids. Gene Ontology annotation, biological process: protein phosphorylation; recognition of pollen. Gene Ontology annotation, molecular function: ATP binding; protein serine/threonine kinase activity. The record is from RefSeq and is a predicted model, not a curated record. The transcript has a single exon.
AGAACUCUGUGUCCACACAUCUCCCAAAACUCCAGCGAUGACACACAAAGCCAUCGCAUUUUCAAGGUUUUCUCUCUUCCUGCUCAUCAUCUUCUCCACAUGUUUUUCCUUUGCAAGCUCAGACGUUUUGCGCAGAGGCUCUUCUCUAUCGGUUGAGGAACGUGACUCCGACACUCUCACUUCCCCGGAUAACACCUUCACAUGCGGCUUCUACGGCCUUGGAGGCAAUGCUUACUGGUUCUCGGUCUGGUUCACCAACUCCUCGGACAGGACCGUCGUUUGGACGGCCAACCGGGACAAGCCCGUGAAUGGCCAAGGCUCGAAGGUCACACUCCGGGGCACCGGCUCGUUUGUCCUGACCGACGUGGACGGUUCCGUGGUUUGGGAGACCAACACGACUUCUACCGAUGCCCGUUCGCUCGAGCUCUUGGAUUCGGGUAAUCUCGUGCUGAGAAGUCCUGAUAGGACAGUUCUAUGGCAAAGCUUUGAGUAUCCAACUGAUACUCUGUUGCCAAACCAGCUCCUCACCAAGGGCAAGAAAUUGGUGUCGUCUCUACAAGCAGGAGCAUUUUACUCUGGCUACUUCAAUCUCUACUUCGACAGUGACAAUGUGCUGAGGUUGAUGUACGACGGACCGGACGUAUCCAGUCUCUACUGGCCGAACCCCGACUUAGACGUGUUCCCGAAUGGGAGAACAAAUUACAACAGUAGCCGGAUUGCAGUCCUAGACGAGACGGGCCAUUUUCAAUCGAGCGACCAGUUUCAAUUCAAUGCUUCCGACCGAGGCCGCGGGAUCAAAAGGCGGCUGACAAUGGACCACGACGGGAACCUGAGGCUCUACAGCUUGGACACGCAGUCUGGAUCGUGGGUGGUGACAUGGCAGGCGCUUCUGGGAUUGUGCAAUGUGCACGGAUUAUGUGGGAAGAAUGGGAUUUGUGUGUACACACCUGAGCCCAAGUGCACAUGCCCCCCUGGUUAUGAGAUGAGCGAGCCUAGUGACUGGUACAAGGGUUGCAAGCCCAAGUUCAAUUUCACUUGCUCCACGUCUCAGGACGUGAAGUUCUUGGCACUCCCCAACACGGACUAUUAUGGGUUCGACGCCAUCUACAACAACAACGCCUCGUUCAAUUUCUGCAGGCAGGCCUGUUUGGACGACUGCAGCUGCUUGGGGUUCAGCUACCGGGAAUCGCAAAGAUGGUGUUUCGGGAAGAGCUUGCUCUUCAGCGGCUACAAGGCCCCAGCUUUUCCCGGAACUUUACAUCUGAAACUGCCCAUCUCCAUGGUGGCAUCCUCGGAUCAGAUUCACAAUGGCAGCGAUCCCGAUUGCCCCGUUGCCGGAGACCAAUUAAUGGUAGGUUCGUCAACCACGUAUGACACUAUAGGCAAGAGGGUGAGAUGGACCUACCUCUACUGGUUCGCAUCUGCGAUUGGGGCGGCCGAGAUCCUUAUCUUUUUCACGGGCUGGUGGAUUCUCUUUGGAAAGCGAGAUGUGCAGAGCAUAGUGGAAGACGGAUACCGCGCGAUCACGAGCCAGUUCAGGAGGUUCAGCUAUGAGGAACUCAAAAACGCGACCCAGAACUUCAAGAAAGAGAUAGGGAGAGGAGCGUCAGGAUCAGUGUACAAGGGCGUUUUAGCGGACGAAAGGGUCGUGGCCGUGAAGAGACUCGGAGACGUGUCCCAUGAGGAGGAGGUCUUCUGGGCUGAAGUCAGUACAAUUGGGAAGAUAAAUCACAUGAACCUGGUGAGGAUGUGGGGGUUCUGUGGUGAGGGCAAGCACAAGCUCUUGGUCUACGAGUACGUGGAGAAUCAGUCCCUGGACAAGCACUUGUUCUCGGGGGACUUCAUCGAGUGGAGGGAUCGGUUCAGGAUCGCGCUCGGCACUGCCAAAGGCCUGGCCUACCUGCACCACGAGUGCCUCGAGUGGGUCAUCCACUGCGACGUGAAGCCGGAGAACAUCCUCCUGGACAAGACGUUCGAGCCCAAGAUCGCAGACUUUGGGCUGGCGAAACUGCUCCAGAGGGACGGCGGGAAUUCGCAGUUCUCGCGUAUAAGGGGCACGAAGGGCUACAUGGCGCCCGAGUGGGCACUGAACCUCCCGAUCACGGCGAAGGUCGACGUGUACAGUUAUGGGGUGAUGGUCCUGGAGAUAGUGAGGGGGAUUCGGCUCUCAAAUUGGGUCGCGAAGAAAGCGGAGAACGAGGAGCAGGAGGCCGAGCUGACGGCCUUCAUCCGGGAGAUGAAGAGGAGGAUUCAACGUGGAGAGGAUCUAGGGAUAGAGGAUUUGGUGGACAAGAGAUUGGAAGGGCAAUACAGCAGGAAGCAAGCAAGAAUGCUCGUCGAGAUUGGCGUGUCGUGUGUGGAGGAGGACCGGAACAAGAGACCGACCAUGGAUUCAGUAGUGAACCAGCUGCUAGAACUUGAUGAUGAACCUAACUUUCCUAUGUCCAGAUAAUGAAGAUUAAGCCCUCUUGCUGAUGGCUUUCGGUAUCGCGGAAUAUCAAUUUCCAAUUUUUUCGUCUUUUUGUUUUGCGUAGAGGGAUUGUACCAUGCUAAUGCUGUAUGCGAAGUUCAUUUCAUUCCGUUUCUAUUUGAAAAUGGGGAGGAGAUUAUUCAUCGUGACA